AUGCCUUCCAACAUCAAUCUCGUCGAUGAGUAUCUCGCUAAAGGAACAUGGAAGACUGCUGAAAACGCAAACUCGACCUACUCGCAUCAAGGUUUGAUGCAAUAUGUUUCCAACCAAAUUAUCUCACAGUACUGGCUGGAAAAAGUGUACACUGACGAGGUCCGGCAGUAUGAUGGAGACAAUCGCUUUCACAUCCAUGACCUUGGAUUCUUGAGCGCCUACUGCUCUGGCUGGAGCCUUGAGGAUGUUCUUUUCCAGGGCUUUGGCGGCGUCGAAAACAAGAUCCAAUGUCGGCCUGCUAAUCACCUCAACACUGCUCUCAAUCAAGUUGUUAAUUUUCUCUUCACCCUGCAAGGUGAGCUUGCCGGUGCUCAGGCUUUGUCUAGCUUUGAUACGUACUUGGCGCCCUUCAUCCGGAGUGACGAACUGUCCUACUCCGAAGUUUUCAAAUAUAUACAAAGCUUUGUCUACUCUCUGAAUGUCCCGACACGAAGCGGAUUUCAGGCUCCAUUCACAAAUCUUGAUUUUCAAGAAGAGAUGGAUAUGCUGAACAAGGCGUUUGCGGAAGUGAUGAUGCAGGGCGACGGCAACGGCAACAUAUUCUCCUUUCCCAUCCCGACUUACAAUAUCUCCGAUGAAAUUGACUGGGAGUCGUCUCGUUGGGAGUCCAUUUGGCAGAUGACUGCCAAGUACGGCGUACCAUAUUUUGCCAAUUUUGUCAACAGCGAUCUCGACCCUGAAGACUUUCGCUCCAUGUGUUGUCGCCUGCGACUCGAUCUGAGCAAGCUUCAUUGCCGAGUUGGCGGUCAGUAUGGAGCAAGUCCGCUGACUGGUUCGAUUGGGGUAGUCACGGUCAAUCUCCCCAAUCUUGCUUACCGAUCAAAUGGGUCAAAGGAGAUCUUCAUGUCUGAGCUCUCAGAGACGUUGAGGGUCGCCAAGGAUUCGUUAGAGAUCAAACGAAGGCUUGUGGAAACAAACUCGGCUCUGUAUCCUUAUGCUGCACAUUAUCUUUCAGCAACUAAACAGCGGACAGGAUCGUACUGGACGAACCAUUUCAGCACAAUCGGAGUGAAUGGGAUGAACGAGGCACUGAUUGCCCUGUUUGGCAAGGGAAUCGGCGAAGAAAAGGACUUUGCUCUCCAAGUAUUGGAAUCCAUCAAAGGGAAAUUGCAAGAGUUCCAAGGAGAAACAGGCAAUCUCUACAACUUGGAAGCCAGUCCAGCAGAAAGCACGUGUUACAAGUUCGCCAAGAGGGACAAGGACCUGUUUCCAAAUCGUGAUGUACCUACAUUUUACACCAAUUCGACCAUGCUCCCCGUCGGAGCGACCGAGGAUAUCUUUGAGGCCAUGGCCCAUCAAGAAGACCUCCAGUGCUCGUAUACUGGUGGCACCGUCUUUCAUACUUUUCUGGGAGAACAAAUUUCAAGCUGGAGGCUGGCUCGUGGCUUGAUCAAAUCACUGACAAGCCGUUUCCGUCUCCCUUAUAUCACUCUGACACCUACAUUUAGUAUUUGCCCAACACACGGGUAUCGGACAGGUGAGCAACCGCAGUGCUCGGAUUGUGGUGAGCCUGCCCUGGUGUACUCCCGCAUCGUUGGCUAUUUUCGGCCUACUCGAGACUGGAACAGGGGCAAGGCGACAGAGUUUGCAGAACGCAAGACGUACAAUUACAAGACAGGCCUGCAGUACUCAGGGACUGAUAAGGUUGACAAUAAGUAUGAAGAAUUGGAGAGCCAGGUAGCCGGUAUCACCGACCUUCCCUUGGCGGGAUAUAUCAAGAACACUCUUGGUGAUUAUCCCGGCAAAUUGCAGGCCUCGAUUCUAUUCACAUCACGUUGUAAUCUGGCCUGUCCUUGGUGCCACAACGGUCCGCUUGUUGAAGGAGAGCGCGAAGAUGUGACGAUUCUCGACGCGUUCCGCCACAUCACAUCUACCUCUCACAAAUCACUGGUUAUCUCUGGGGGCGAGCCAACAAUCCACAAAGGCCUGCUUCCAUUCUUGCGAAUCCUCAAACAAGCUGGAGUUAGCGUCAAGCUAGACUCCAAUGGAACCUCACCUACUGUGUUAAAGCAAGUCUUUGACGAGAAUCUCGUUGAUUUUUUGGCGAUGGACAUCAAAUGCGCUUUGGAGAAUUACAAAAAGGUCACCGGUCGUAAAGUCAAGCCAAAAGUCCUUGAGGCCAGCAUCGAACUCAUCAAGAAUAGCGGAGUGCCGUACGAGUUUAGGACGACGGUGGUACCAUCUCUGGUGGACGUGGAAGACCUUUUCGAGGCGAAGCGAUUAUCGGGCCAGAAAUUGACCGUGCAGCGAUUUCGGAAUGGCGAGACGGUCUUGAACAAGGAGUUUCGAAAUCUCAAGGAACACACAGAUGGAGAAUUUGAAGCAUUGGUCGCUCAAGUGGCAUAG
Molecule: messenger RNA, 2406 nt
Organism: Clonostachys rhizophaga
Lineage: Eukaryota; Fungi; Ascomycota; Sordariomycetes; Hypocreales; Bionectriaceae
Source: the annotation of a GenBank genome assembly